Colletotrichum karsti is the source of this 1974-nucleotide messenger RNA. RefSeq lists its product as uncharacterized. The record is from RefSeq and is a predicted model, not a curated record. The transcript is spliced from 7 exons. Lineage: Eukaryota; Fungi; Ascomycota; Sordariomycetes; Glomerellales; Glomerellaceae. The coding region runs from base 1 to 1974 and encodes 657 amino acids.
AUGAGCUUUGAUCGCGAUUACCCGACUCCGAGGGCCCAGGAAGGCGGUUCGCCCCGGUUCAUCAUCAGCAUCGACUAUGGAACUACUUACACCGGAGUUGCUUGGACACUCACCACUGGAGCUGACCCGAUGCUGGAGAAGAUCGAGGUUGUGGACAGCUGGGAAGGCGCCGUGCAAGCCAAGGUGCCUUCGAAAUUCACCUACACCGAGUGUCCAGGGCGAAAGUGGGGAUAUGGUAUAAGCCCGGAGGCGUUCGUUAUCCAGUUGACGAAGCUUGAACUGGAACCGCCCAAUCUGCUUGACGCUCUGCGGGUUCUGCGAGACACGCUCGACAAUGCCAGCAACUCCAACAGCCUACAGAUCAACAGCAGGAAGAACGUCGUAGACAGCGAGGUCCCGCAAAAUCUGACAAACUCACCGGAACAGAUCAUGACGGACUACCUCAAAGAGGUCGCAAAAUAUGUUCGAAGCGACAUCGAGGCAAAGAGAAUCGCUGACAACCUGGCCGAAUGGCCUAUCGACCUUGUGAUCACCCACCCAGCAAUUUGGCAUAGCCGAGCCAAGAACAUCACAUUCAGAGCGGUGAAUAACGCGUUUCGGUAUGAGUUCCACGAGAUGGCGACGAACCACGGAUGCGUUCGUCUGGCAACUGAGCCUGAAGCAUGUGCUCAAUAUACCAUGCACAAUGUCAGGAAGCAGGGUCUAUCUAGUCUCAGAAAGGGUGACUGCUUUGUAGUCGUAGAUGCCGGUGGCGGUACUGUCGAUCUGGUCUCGUACAAGGUCGAAGAACUAUUACCAAGCUUCAGAGUCUCAAAAAUCACAAUGGCAUCAGGCGCCAAAUGCGGUGCUACUCUCAUCGAUGACUACUUCAUUGAAAAGUUCCUCCGCCGACGUCUUGGUGAGGUAAACUGGACCAUCAUCAAGGGGGAUAGCUUCAACCAAGGCCGUUCUCGAGCCUGGAGAGGCGCACAAAGGGAAUUAUUGGAGUCGUUCGAUGGGCCCAUCAAGCAGACAUUCGCCGGCUUCCCAGACGACGACAGCGAGCCUCCAGUGCAGUUUCUCUUUCUCCCCGAACAACUGGCAGAGCUACAUGACCCACAUAAUGGCAUUGAACAUGGCCGGCUAUCCAUAACCUGCGACGACCUCGAAGAAAUGUUCCACGAGCCAGUUGAAGGGACUCUCGAACUCAUCAGACACCAGCUCGCUCAGAUUAGUGCGCAGAAUUACACGGCAAGGGCAAUCUUUCUCUCUGGUGGAUUUUCAGAGAGCGAGUACCUCCGAAAACGAGUCAAGGCUUUUGCCGACAAGAGAGGCUGUCAAUUUCACUGCGAUGGCGAUCGGUGGACAGCUGUAGCCCAAGGUGCGGUUCUCAUGGGGCUUGGAGCCAGGUGUGAUUUGCCGCCGGCGCAGCUUCAAUGCCCUGUGAACAUUGGUGUUUUCGGAUCGACACGAUUUAGCGAAGUCGAACAUGACACGACCCAGAGAUACCGAGACACACUGGAUGGUAUCCAGAGAGGCAGAAAAAUUGACUGGGUCGUUCACAAAGGAGACCUCGUCGACUCGAAGUCCGGUAUCAGAGAGACUGUUCAUGUGCACCGAAAGUUCAUUCGCGACGGCGACGGAACGGGCCGUGUCACUGUGGUUAUCUCAAGCGACGAUAUUCGGCCUAAUGAGCAGCACAUCUUUGGUUCAGAGAGACUGAGCACCGGCUCCAACCCCGGGCGUCUCGACGAAAUCAAUCUUGAUUACGAUCUAGCCAACAUGCUUGACCAAGACGGCAUCACGCGGAGGCCGGGCCAGAAGAUCCAACGACGCGGUGUAAUUCCGAGUUCACAGCAGGUCUCGUACCGUGAGGUGGAAAUGCGCGUCGUCAUUCGGGUCACUCAGCAGGGCGGGCGGGCUGAGUUGUUUUUGGGCGAUUCGAACGAAGCUCAACUGGUUGGACGUGAUCUAAAAAUCUUUUUCGCUAGUUAA